AACUGUGACUAAUGUCAUUAUCUCAAUCUCAAGAAUCACAAAAAAACAAAGAGUGAGAGAAAAGCUUCAAGAUAAUGGUUUUUCUAUUAGUACUCCUAAGCAUCACAAAAUGGUUAUGCUACCAUAUUAUUAAGUCAUGUUAUCAAACUGCAAAGAAAAUGAGAACUUAUAGUUUUAAUUUCUUUGAUCUUUCAUCUAAACCACUUCAUCAACCUUCAUCUUUUCCUACUAUCAUGAACUGUGAUAAUUUAAAGGAUAGAAAAUCACAAACACUUGUUUGUGACAUUCAUAGUAUCCUAUUAAGGAACCAUUCUUUCUUUCCUUAUUUCAUGCUAGUUGCCUUUGAAGGUGGUAGCAUUUUUAGAGCUUUUGUUCUACUAUGUUCAUGUCCUAUACUAUGGUUUUUGAGCUAUGAACGUAAGCUUAAAGUCAUGAUUUUCAUCACUUUUUGUGGACUUAAAAUAAACGACAUGGAAAUGGUUGCUAGGGUUGUUUUACCAAAGUUUUACAUGGAGAAUAUUAAUCUUAAGGCUUAUGAGGUUUUGGUUUCGGUAGGGUGUAGAGUUUUUUUCACAUGUGUGCCUAAGGUUAUGGUGGAAGGGUUUGUUAAGGAAUAUUUGAAUGGUGAUGAUGUUGUUGCUACGGAGUUGGAUAGUUUAGGAUGUUAUUUUACUGGUUUGGUUGGUAAGGAUGGUUUGAUUGUUAAGGAUUGGGCUGUCAUGGAUUAUUUUGGAGAUAGAAGGCCUGAUUUGGGGAUUGGAAGUUCAUGUGUUAAUGAUCAUCAUUUUAUCUCUUGUUGUAAGGAAGCUUAUGUGGUGAGCAAUGAAAUAAGUCCAAACACAAUCAUGCCAAGAGAAAAAUAUCCAAAGCCAUUAAUAUUCCAUGAUGGAAGACUAGCAUUUUUCCCUACACCUUCAUCAACUCUCUACAUGUUCAUGUGGCUUCCAUUUGGAAUUCCAUUAUCAAUAUAUAGAUUGUUUCUUGGUACAAUUGUUUACUACAAAUAUGGACUUGCAUUAGUUUCAUUUAGUGGCAUUUUAAUAAAUCUCAAAGGCUAUAAUAUUAGUAACACUACAAAAAGUGUUACUAAUAAAGGUGUUCUCUAUGUUUGCACACAUAGGACAUUGUUAGAUCCUGUUUUUCUUAGCAUGAGUUUGAGAAAGCCUUUGACUACAGUAACUUAUAGCUUAAGUAAAGUCUCAGAGAUUAUGUCUCCUAUUAAGACAAUGAGUUUGACAAGGGAUAGAGAAAGAGAUAGAGAAACAAUGCAAAGGUUACUUAGUGAAGGUGACUUGGUGGUUUGUCCUGAAGGAACAACUUGUAGGGAGCCUUAUUUGUUAAGGUUUAGUUCACUUUUUGCUGAACUUGCUGAUGAGAUUGUGCCUGUGGCUAUGAGUGCUAAUGUGAGUUUGUUUUAUGGGACUACAGCUAGUGGAUUCAAAUGGUUGGACUCUUUUCUCUUUUUGAUGAAUCCAUGGCCUUGUUAUCAUAUUGAAGUGCUUGAAAAGGUUCCAAAAGAGUUCACUUGUGCUGGUGGAAAGUCUCCUUAUGAAGUGGCUAAUUAUAUACAAAGAGAGUUGGGGGAGACUUUGGGAUUUGAGUGUACUAAUAUUACAAGGAAGGAUAAGUAUAUGAUGUUAGCUGGUAAUGAAGGUGUUGUUAAAGAAAAGAAGUGAAAAAUAUGAUGUUUGAAGUUUUAUAUUCAAGGUGUAUGAUUAUGUUCCACUAGAAAGGUGAAAGAAAAAGACUAUUCUUAUACCAAUCGUUAGUUGGUUCAGUGGUGAUUGGCGCUGGACUUGGUAGGGAGAACCACGGUUCGAUCCCCCGCAACUGCGAUUGGGAGGGGGAUGGAACCACUUGAUGUCAGAACUCGCCCCCGAACAGAAUUAAACCGGUGGUAUACAAGUAAAAUAUUGUUGGAUGUAUGUGUAUAAUUGAUGUUUAUUACAUUUUAUUUCGAGGAAUGAUAUAUCAAAUUUGAAAGUUCAAAUUGAUACUUAAUCAUAGUACUAUUACUUAAUUAUCUAAAUCAUGACAUUAAAAUGAGUUGAUUUCUCACUUCCUCUUGAGUGCCUUUGUUU
This is a messenger RNA of Vicia villosa (hairy vetch), 2081 nucleotides long. RefSeq names its product glycerol-3-phosphate acyltransferase 1-like. The transcript is spliced from 2 exons. Gene Ontology annotation, molecular function: phosphatase activity; glycerol-3-phosphate 2-O-acyltransferase activity. Gene Ontology annotation, cellular component: membrane. Lineage: Eukaryota; Viridiplantae; Streptophyta; Magnoliopsida; Fabales; Fabaceae. Bases 75 to 1676 code for a protein of 533 amino acids. The record is from RefSeq and is a predicted model, not a curated record. Gene Ontology annotation, biological process: cutin biosynthetic process.